This is a messenger RNA of Hyaloperonospora brassicae, 1188 nucleotides long. NCBI's taxonomy places the organism in Eukaryota, Oomycota, Peronosporomycetes, Peronosporales, Peronosporaceae. The record is from the annotation of a GenBank genome assembly.
AUGUCCGGCGAUCUCAUCAUCUCGGGAGACUGUGGCGGCACGAACACGCGCCUGACGCUGUGGCUCAUCCCCAAAGGCUCUGUCGCGUUCAAAGGGUCCGUGGCCCCGGGCGAGAUCACGUUUGCCAAGAAGUACCACAAUGAGAACUACGGCAGCUUCUCCGAGGUCUGCCACCUCUUUAUGAAAGAGGCGCGUCUGGUCGACCGCUUGCCAGUGGCCUGUGUGUUGGCUUGUGCCGGCCCGAUCUUGAACAAUACGGUCGAGUUCACGAACAUCCAGGACGGCUGGAAGAUUGACGGUCCUGGACUGGAAAAAGAGCUCGGGAUCACGACCGUCAAGUUGAUCAAUGACUUUGCUGCUAUGGGCUACGGCCUUUUGACUCUCAAACCUCACGAGUACAUUGUACUGAACGAGGCAAAGAAGGAAGAGGGCAUGCCGAUUGCGACGAUUGGUGCUGGCACUGGCCUUGGCGAGUGCUAUCUGACCGCCGAUAAAGAGGGACAGUACUCUUGUUUCGCCUGCGAGGGAGGCCACACGGACUUCGCGCCGGCUGAUGCCAUUGAGAUUGAGCUCUACAAUUCCAUAAAGCAAGAACUGGGCUGCGAUCGCCGCUUUUCGGUCGAACGCAUUGUCAGUGGUCCAGGGCUCGCUACGAUCUACAAGUUCUUGGCGAAGAAGUUCCCGGAGAAAGUGGACAGCAAGGUGCACGACGCAUUCCUAGCUGCCAAGUCCUUACAAGGCAAGAUUGUAGGCGACAACGCCAAGACGAACGCACUAUGCAACCAGGCCAUGGAGAUUUUCGUCGAUGCGUACGGUCGCGAAGCUGGCUGUGCGAUGCUCAAGUACCUUCCUCGUGGUGGCUUCUACAUUACUGGUGGAUUGGCCCCGAAGAACCUCGACUACUUCACAAAGAAGGACAUUUUCCUCAAGGCAUGCUUUAAUAAGGGCCGCGUCAGUCCGGCGCUCCGAGCUAUCCCUAUUUACUUGGUUCUGACAGAGGAUCUGGGUGAACGUGGCGCGCACUAUUUUGCGUACCAGCUGUUGGAGUCGUACAACAACAGCUUGUUGGGCCAUGCUAUCGCCCGGGAACGCGUGCAAGAAAAAUUUGCGACUGUCAAUCACAUUGCAAUCUACUCGUUCAUCGCUACACUGAGCGUCGUUGCUGGCUUCAUUUUCGGACGGAAGUAA